Messenger RNA from Oryzias latipes (Japanese medaka), 1716 nucleotides. It is a transcript of the gene hspb8, whose product is annotated as heat shock protein b8. Gene Ontology annotation, molecular function: protein homodimerization activity. The record is from RefSeq and is a predicted model, not a curated record. Lineage: Eukaryota; Metazoa; Chordata; Actinopteri; Beloniformes; Adrianichthyidae. Gene Ontology annotation, cellular component: nucleus; cytoplasm; protein folding chaperone complex. Gene Ontology annotation, biological process: cellular response to unfolded protein.
ACCCGCGCUCCGUGUCGAUGUUGUUUAGCGGAUAGGCUUUUGCGCGUAACGGGCGGUACGCGCGCUCCAGAUCAGAUAAGGUUUAUCCCCCUCCCGAAGAAGUACUAUUUUUCAAUAAGGAGAAAGUUCUUAACCAAUCCAUUUCCAAAAAGUUUCUGAGUUUGUGCUGAAGUGGAGAUGGCAGAGGGAGACUUUUACACCAUGGGAAACCGGCAGCGCUUCCCCAGAGAUCCGUUUGAGUCUCCGUUCAGGGAUCAGUCUCCCUUCAGAGAUCAACUGGCGUCCCGUUUUAUGGACGAUGACUUUGGGAUGCCUCCUUUCCCCGAGGAUCUGGGCAUGGACUGGCCCGGGUGGGCUCGGCCGGGCAGGUUAAGCUCGCGCCUCGGCGCCUCGCCGUUUGGCACCGGUUUACGCACAGGCUUCCCCGCGCGUCAGUCGACGGGGGGCCCCGCGGUUUACACCAGCAGCCGGUACGGAGAGCCCCAGUCCCGGGGCUCCCCCACCAGCUGCGGCGGGGAGCCGUGGAAAGUGUGCGUGAACGUGCACAGCUUUAAAGCAGAGGAGCUAAACGUGAAGACCAGGGACGGGUUCGUGGAGGUGUCAGGAAAACAUGAAGAGAAGCAAGAGGAGGGCGGCAUCGUGACGAAGAACUUCACAAAGAAGAUACAGAUCCCCACAGAUGUAGACCCCCUGACAGUGUUUGCCUCCUUAUCCCCUGAGGGCGUCCUCAUCAUCGAGGCAAGACAGACGCCUCCAUACUACCUUGUCAGCGGCGAGGACUCCAAGGAAGGCGAAAAACCAGAGAUGGAGGCCCCCAAUCCCGAAGACUCUCCUGUCGUCUAAACCCGCAGUGCCUAAUUUAUCGUCAUGAACCAUUAGCUACAAAUGUGACACUAAACACACAGCUUUAUGUUCAUUUCAAACAAAAAAAAGCCUUUUUCUGCUGUUAACUGUUAAAUUAUUUUUCAUUCCUCUUUAAGAACAAUUAAAAUUAUGAUUGUCUUUAAGUUUAAUGCCUUUUUUUUGUCCCUUUCUUGUGCAAAAAAUUCAAAAAGUGUGUUUUGAAAACAGGCACGUCUUCAUAAAAGUUCAGAGUUUAAGGUUUCUCCUGAGAAAGCAGCAUCUUAAACAAGAAAAGCAGAAAAUAUAUCCUUAGAAAUUGUCGGCUCUAAUCAAAAUUCUUUCAACAUUUCAGAUCUCUUAAUCUGUCAACAGAAAACAUAGAUAAUGUCUUAAAGCACACUUCAAAAAUGAGACUAGUAAAUGAAAGAAAAAGCAUAUGAACAAACCUUUGUUAUUUUUCUGUUUGUGACUAACACAUUUAAUGGGGUUUACAGUGUGAGAAUGUAAACAAAUCCAUGAAAACAAAUCCUUUUUUUUUUUUAAGAAAGUGUUGAAAUUGUUGCAAACAGAAGAGAAUCUAACAUUUUGUGUGUUGAUGUAGUUUGUGGGACUGACUUCUGCGGGAUUUUUAGCAAUAUACUAAACCACUAAUAAUGUUUAUGUAGUAAUAUUUUAAGGGAAAAUGAAGGGGAUUUUUGUGCACUAACCUUUUUGAAUGUUUAAAAAUAACUAUGUGCCAUCCAAAUUUAUUAUUGAAUAUUUUUGAUUUUAUUUUUAUUACAGCAUAGAAGUUGCUCCAGGAUUUUUUUGGAGAAAUUGUUACCUUUUUUGAUGUCUUUGUACUGAAUGAUGCAAUAAAAGAGUCUGCCAGUG